AUGAUUCGGAAGUGCAUGAUGAUGCGGGGGUUGGUGCAGAAUGCCUGGGAACCCGAACCAGUGGAGGAAUGUGUCCAGAGCACGCUGGCUGCCUUGUACCCCCCCUUUGAAGCCACUGCCCCUACCCUGCUGAGCCAGGUCUUCGAGGUGCUCGAGCGGACGUACCAGCACGACGCCCUGCGCUACACCCUGGACUUCCUGGUUCCUGCCAAGCACAUCCUGGCCCGCAUCCAGAGUGAAGCCUGUGCCCAGUACAGCGGGUUUGUGUUCUGCCACGAGGGCUGGCCACUCUGCCUGCGUGAGAAGAUUCUGGUGCAGCUGGGCUCUCUGCCGUGGCAACGGCUCUGCCCUGGCGACUUCUACCUGCAGGUGGUGCCUCACCGGGAGUGUGCACCGCGCCUGGUGCUGAAGUGCCUGGCGCCAGAAGGCCGGGGCGUGCAAGAGCUCCCCGUCUCCCCUGAGUCGUACCCCUUCCUUUUCACGGUCGAGUGGCUCAACGGCGUCAACAAGGAGCGCCGGGCGGGGUGCCUGGAGCGCUGCCUACUGGCAGCUGGUGAGCAGGUGCUGAGCUUGCCCUGGCCCGAGCUGGUAUACCCCCAGUUCGUGCACAAAGACGGAUUUAUCGUGGGGCAGCGCUGCCCGCUCGAUUUGGCUCCCGAGGUGCUUGGGGCACGGAGUCCCGGGGACGGGCGCCAUUCCGGAGGGGAGAACCGGGAGUCUGAGGGGGAGUACGUCCACCUCCUGGAGGUCAGCCCCACUUUGCACCAGCCCCUCAGGACUGCCCGGCCUUGUGGUGCCCAGAUCCAGACCAUGCCUGCCCGCAAGGGGCAUGGCAAGAGCCGGAGCCGGCGCCACCGGGCCUGGCUCCACCACAAAUCCGGCUAUGGGGAAAACUUUGCUUUGCGCCAAGCCUGCAAAACCCAGGAGGCCGAGAGAUCUUGCCAAGAGAGCAGCUCUCGUGGGGACAAAACUGUUCAACAGAGGGGGGAUCCCAGCCCAGCAUUAGGUCAAGCACUGGAAGCCUCUCGGGCAGCUAGGAACUCGAGUCCGGGGCAACUGGAGCACAGCCAGGGGCCCUGUGGAACUAAGGCUCGGCCAGCCAUCUUUGGGGCUGCUGCUUUUGCUGUCGCCACUCCCGCUGCUGCUGAAGACCCAGGACUAGGGCAAGUAGAGCUCUCGGGAUCCCUUCACCAAGAUCCUGGUUGUCCCAGCAGUGACAGCCAGACUCCAGCGUCUGCCACCCCAAAGCGCACUGCAAAGGGAAACCGCAGGAAAAAAAAGGGAGCUGGGAGAGGGGCCAGUGGCCGAAUCAGACAAGGGGCUGACUUAGCAGGCAAGGAAGUGGAGGCUUCUGCUAACGUAAAAGAGGUUGGGAAAGAAGAAACCUGCAUUGAUGCGGGAGAGCAGGAAUCCGGGAAAGGAGAAAGCAGUACCAAGGAGCAAGCUGCUGGCAGUGAGGAAUGCUUUGCUGGCAUCACAGAUGGAAACAGCACCCAGGAGCAAGGCAGCUUCUCAGGAGAGCAGAGCAUUGGCACUGGAGAGGAGAGUGUCGUUGGCACCGGCGAAUUGGCUGCUGGCAUCAGGGAAUGUAAUGUUGGCAUCAGGGAGCCAGAGAGCAGCCCAGAAGAGUGUUGCAUUGGCACCGGAGACAGCAGCACUGGCACCGGAGAAAGGAGCAGCCGCAGAGGCAGCCUGAGCAUCUGCCCUGAAGAGCCAGCCACCACAGUGGAGGCUGACGAACCAAGAGAUGGCACGGAGGACCAGAGUGCUAGUGCCACAGAACAACAAGGGCUGGACACUUCGGAGGGAUGUUGCAUGAAAGAGCAGAACCUUGCCACUGACCCUGUAGAGCCGACAUUUCCCAAGUUUCCAAGGAAGAACGAGCCAAGUGUUGAUGGGAGAGAGGGAGCCCCAGGUGCUGCUGCUAAUCAGGAGGCAGAGGAAACUCAGAAUUCCCCUCUCCCUGCAGUGGCUCACCUUGGGCAUUCUGUAGACUGGGAGCUUCUGCGGUCAGGUGUCUUUGCUCUGACAGGAGGGAUGGACCGAGCAGGACGCUCCCUGCUGACCGUGGUGCCACAGCCCAUUCGGGAUGAGCUGCCUCCGAGACAAGAGGUCCUGGUCCGUACCUUGAGAUACCUGCACUCACUUCUCAGGCAAGAACUGAAAGUCCUUGGGAUGACAGUGCUGAUGGACCUGAGCCAGGUAGAUGAUUGGGCCCUCCAAGCCCCUGUGCUGCUGCCGGCCUUACGAGCAUUCCAGGAGGGUUCCCCGCCUCCCAUUAGUCAGCUGUUGGUGAUCUUACCCCCGGACGAUCGAUUUGUGCCCCACGAAGAGGAACUGGUCUUGGAACCUACUGCGGAAGUGCAGCUUCUCCCGCUUUCAGAACUGCCCCAUCACAUAGCCGCAGAACAGCUGACUCCAGCACUCGGGGGGACCCUGCACUACUCGCCAUCCAAAUGGGUUGGGGAACACCAGGCUCUUGAUCAACUGCAGACACUCUGCCAUCGUGUUCUACAGGCUGUUUGUGAAGUCAGUGCCCACCUCAAGGCGGUGAAAACAGCAUCAAGUCAGGAGGAACUGUCAGCACAAAUCACCUUGCACCAAAAGACCAUGCAAAAACUACUCUCAGAACCAUGCCUCUUGGAGCUGCAGCGUCGGGGAGGGUCCUUGCUUGCACGACUGCCUUCCUUGGGGCCCUGCAGUACAGAGGCUGUGGCUGCCACCAGGCUCUAUCAGGAGGUGGACGAGGCUCUGCACGGGCUUGUCCAGCUCAGCAACCAGCGCCUGGAGGUGUUGCAGCAGGAGCGGGAGAACGCACAGGUCCAGCGGCAAACCACUGGUGGCAUCAGUGUGGAAGAGAAGAGGCCAGCUGAGGGGCUGGCUGAGGGGGCGUCCCUGGAGAGGACAGCGUUACAGAGCCCGAAGUGCCAAGGGAAGACGCAGGCUGUGCCCGAAACUGGAUCGGCCCCGCGGCCCCGGGCCUGCAGCAUCAGUGCCUCCUCCUCACCCAAGCACAGCUGGGGCCUGGGGACCAGGUUUGGCUCCUCUUGCAGCCUGACCUCUCUCUUCCAGCCCCACUCCAGCCCCAAGGCCUCCCCUUGCUGCUCCCCCACGCAACGCAGUGCCCUGGAUGGUGGCAAGAAGAGGCCAGGCGCUCCAGCCAGCCCUAAGACCCCCCUGUCUCCUGCCUCCCCCCUGGCGCUGCGGGCCUUGAGUGACCCAGGCCGCCCCAGUGUGCACAUCCGGGGCCUGGAGGUGAGCAGCCGCGAGCUGGCCGAUCGGAGCUGUUCUCCCCGCGAGCACGUGCUGCUGGGUCGGAGUGGGACUCAUGUGGCUGAAGCACCCUGGGGGGCCACACCCCGCACGGAAAGAAGGCGGUGCCUUGGGGUCCAGCAGCAGCUUCUGGCUGAGCUUCUGGAGUGUGAGCGAGAGUACGUGGGCGCCCUAGCCCAGCCCCUCUCCCUGUCCCGUGAGCCUGGGGGACAGGCCUGGCCAGCCGAGCUGAGAUGCCUGGGCAGUGCUCUCCGGGCCACGCGGGACCAGUUGCUGGCCUUCCACACCAGCUGCUUCCUCAUCGAGUUGGAGGGAUGCAUGAACCACCCAUCACGUGCUGGAAGCUGCUUCCUGCGUCACGGAGAAAAGCUUCAGCUUUAUGCCACCUAUAUCAAAGACCACCACAAGUUCCAGGCUGCCCUGGCUUUGCUUCGAACUGCCAGCAAGAAGGGCCAGGCAGAGCUGCAUGAGGAUGGGCAAGUGGCCAGCACUUUGCGUGUGCCACUGGAGCAGCUGGUGCGGUACCGACGCUUCCUGGGUGAGCUGCUGCGUGAAUGCGAGCUCGAGCGAGGGCCCGACCGCCAAGCCCUGCAGGAGGCCCAACAACUGCUGGAGGCCCAGGAGCAGCGAGGCCAGGACCUGCUGGCUGCGGAGCAGAUCCGGGGCUGCGAGGUGAAACUGUCGGAACAAGGGCCACUCUUGCAGCGUGGGGAGCUUGUCAUGGUGUGCGGGCGCCGUAAGUGCCAGCGGCACAUCUUCCUCUUUGAGCAGUUGCUGCUCUUCACCAAGUGCAAGGGAGCCGAGGGUGGCUACGUCUGCAAACAAGCCUUGCAGACAGCAUCCAUGGGGCUGACAGAGAGCGUGGGACCUACUGGGCUACGCUUUGAGUUGUGGUUUGGACGGGGACCAACUCGGCAGUCCUUCACACUGCAGGCAGCCUCUGCUGAGGUCAAGCAUCAGUGGACAAAUGUUAUAGCGCAACUGCUGUGGAGACAGGCUGCCCAGCCGGCUGUCUCGAUGAGCAUCUCCUCCUGCCCUCCCCAGCGCCUGACUCCUCUCGGCCUUGGCCCCGGGCCCCCCCCUGGGCUGUCGUUGCCUGGCCACUUUGAGGAAGAGGAAUGGGACAUGGAUGUCAAACCCAUCCCAAGGGGUGCGUUCACUGCUGCCCCCUCAGCCUUCUCAGGGAGUGGCUGCUCACCGCUUGUGCUCACCCACAGCCUGUUUCCUCUCCCCGUUAGCCGAGACCUCGGAGUCCGACGGAGCCUCCCCAAGCCACCAAGAACCACUUCGGCAGGGAAGAGGAUCCUUGCCCGGCAGCAGCUCUGCUUUGGGACACCCACAGCCGAGCUCUGGCGUUGCCGGCGAACCAGUGACCCCACUCUGAGGCCAUGGCGGCCAGCGUUGGGUGUGGAGCCUACAUCGGAAGCUCUUCUCCCCAGGCAGCCACGGAAGGCAGAACUCAGUCCCCAGGAACUCUGGGAACAGAACAGUCUGAGCCCCACAGAGCCUCGGAACAGAGAUGAAGGCAUGAAUGGGCACUUGUGUCCAGCAGUACUGUGGCAUGCUUCACCAAGUUGGCCGAUGACUUUCCCAUGCAUUCCACUCUGCUGCCACCCUGUAGGAACAUCCAGACUUGGCCGCAAUCUUACUCUGGGAUGGCUCUGUCCAUUCUCAUAAUACCCAUGCAGUGCCUUUUCAACUUCUUUCUCGAGCUGUGAACUUACUGGAGAUUCUUGGGCAAGUCAGUGCUGUUGGUGGUGACAGAGGCUGUUGUACCAGGCAAGCAAAGUCAAACCAAGGAGUUCUGAAUUGGCCUGAACUGAGGUGUAGGUUGGGAGGAGGGUGCUCUACUGAUGACCAAUGCGGGUCAUGGCCAAAGUGUCUCAAACUGCUCCUUUGCCUGGUGCCCUGACUCUGAUCAUAGCUGCAGUGUCUAGACGAAUUGGUAGAGUUUGCUUAGUCUGAUGGGAGAUGAAAGGAAGAACCUGGGCUGCAGUUGCCAAGCUACUGCAGGAUGUACUUUCUCAACCACAUCCAGGUUAACUCAAGAGGAAAAGAAGGAAAGAGGUGCCUCUGGUUUUGCAUCACUGGGGAGGUAAUGACUACAAGAUCUAAACAAGGAGCUCAGAAGUAGCCCUCUCACUGAAUUAGGGAAGCUCUGCAAAGCCACAAGAGAAUUUGAUACUGUAGUAUUCAAGGUACUGUGGAAGUUCACAGGCUACAGAUCUCCUGGGACUGUGCCACUUUUGUAUGCAGACGUGGUUUGGAUGCUGCCCAAGAUAGUGGAGGAAAGACACUUUUCAACGCAUAGGAAAUGAGAAUGGCAAGGAGGGGGAUUUUAGUCAAGCCAUCUCCUUGAUGUAUGCUAAUAUUUUAUGUGCAGGGAAUUUUGACAAACAUUUGGUCAAGUGACACCUGCCCUGCAGACUAAGGACUUACACUCAGAUGUUUUUUCCCCCUUCUCUACUUGGAUCUUUAUUUUUGAGAUUAUAAAACUGCAGGAUUGUUACCAUGUUGCUAUCAUGAGAGGAAGCAUCUGUAGAAAAGCAAUUCCUGUGUGGAAAAAACAGUGUGAGUGAACACACUAAAGAGGCCCUGAAGAGUGCUUGCUUUCCCCAGUAGCAUAUGGCUUGGCUUAUUUGUUGGAGCUCUCCAAACACCUUUCUGCAGUGAAACUGCUUGUCUUUUUCAGUGUGGCAUAUGAUCUGGAGUAUGGGACUCUGUCUCUGGAAACUUCAAAAAUGAUGCUGCAUUUUGAGUUGGUGCUGAACUUGUCUACUCCACCUCCUCUAUUCGAUAUAGUGUGCUUCUUUAAGAUGCAGUAACUUGAGCUGCUUGGUAAAUCUUGUCUCCUUUGACAGAGCUUACCUAGAAUUUGACCCCAAGCCCUGUCAUAUGGAAGUCACUCAAAUACCUGCCCAUGUGAAAAGUAGAUAUUGAAAUCACUGGUUUAGAUAUAUACUAGGUUAUUUCCACUUAGAACCCAUUGAAAUAUUGGCUUUAAGUAAUGAUCACCCUUUUAAAGUUAUUUCAAAGGGAACUAACCAUAGAUUUAUCCAGCUGUGUGGACUCUGCUGCUUACAAAAACAAAUGCAAGAAGUGGAUUUUGAAAGAUGCAAGGAAAUGUAAUAAUGGAAGAUGCUUUUGUAAUGUCAGAGUUGUAUGCAAAAUAAGCAACAUUUGUGAGACUGGUUAUCAUUUAAGCAAUCACAUGUUUUGUAUUUUUACACAUGAAACUGAAAGUGGUGACCCUGCAGCCUAUGACCUCCCACCCACCCACCCACCCACCCACUCACUUUUAUUUUUCAAAUAGUGGACUGCCAAUCCUUAUCAGCUCCCAAAUAUUUUAAGAGAACACAUCUUUCUGCUAAAGACCUUGGAAGCCCACCUCCACCCACCCAUACACUUUUGUGGGGAUUAAAAUUAAUUCCUGCAUUCACAACAACUUUUUGAUGGGACUAGUGCUAGGCUCGAUUUUGUGCUAGACCACAGUAUAAAAUGAUAAGGUAGAAAAGCAGUUAAAAUUGGACAACCUAACAAAUUAAGCUUAGUUCUCACAAAGGUGUAGCUGAAGUUGUAAAUCUGUAUCUGAGCUAUACUAUUUCUAGUCCAGCUAGGUAUGACUGAAGUUUUGUGCAUUUAAAUCCUUAUGAUGUGCCUUGAUUUUAGCAGCAAAAGGAGCAGAUGGGUAACAAGUGAAGUACAUUUUACCCACCUCCAGUUUAUUUCCCUGUAAGUUCUCUCUUUGGAUAUUUUUCUUGGGGUCAAACCAGACAAGACUAAUUGCAUUGUUAGCAACCAUGUCUGAGUUUAAAAACAACCGGGUGUGCUUCACCCCCAACUGUUAUCAGGACAAAAGUGUACCAGGAGGUUUAAUCCUUUUCUAACCCAUGAUCUUGAAUAAAAUCACCUUAGCACUCUGCAAAGUAGGAUUGCAAGAGUUGGGGGAUUCCAACUAGUGGCAAAUGGGAGCUUUUCCCCCUAAACAAUUUGUAGUGCGUUUGGUAGGGCUGCAGCUGGGGAAAGAAGGGUUAAACCUGCCUUUUACAUGCAACAUAGUCCUAAUGAAAAUCCCUCUUCCAUCCCCCAGCCUAGUAUUAAAACUUUUUUUAAAAAAAUUCAAGACAUUGCUGCUAACCACACUAUUAAGAGUAACUUCUUAAUUACUUGACCCUCAGAUGAACUCUAGUAGUGAAAACUACUGUGGCUGGUGAAAAUCUUUUGUGGAAAGGGUUCAACAUCCUGUUCUCAUGGAGAAGCUCAACACCCCAUCUGCUGUUUGUGAGAUCUAGCGCAAACUGAUUCGGCCACAACAUUCAGGGGAUUUUGAUAGGAAAUAGUUUUUACAAGAGCACAAGCAUUAAGUUCCAAGUCUGGGUUUUCCAGCAUCUACAACUGUUCAGUUAUAUUGGCUUUGAAUUACAUUUUAUUUACAGAGGAAAGAUAAGGAAGGGAAUAUAGUAAGAACCCUGGGACUUGAAUUGAGGUAGAUCUGAGCCAGAAGCCCCAAUAAAGUAGGAUAUGGGACUAUUGCAGUAUUCACAUCAAAUGGGUUUCUUCAAGGAAGGGCCUGAGCUACAUUACAGGCUGGUGAAAUAAGAGUGCUUUAAACAUGUGGGCUAAAAGAUGUGUGAAUUAGUAAAUGUCUUAAAAUCUGCAAGCUGUGCAGAUUGAUUGUUCAGGCCCACGUGUCCAUAGGAAAACCAAAAUAUGAUAGAAACAUGGUAAUUUUCACCCAUUUGAGGAGUGCUUUUUAGCUGCCCAUGAACCUAAGCUAUCAUAAGGUACUAAGCAAAUACCUUGGGUCUCUGUAAAUUAAUGGUUACCUUUGUCAAACAUGUAAUCAUGUCAAAAUAAUCAGUCAGGUUUGUCUAACAAGACCUUAUUUUAUAUAAAAAGCA
Molecule: messenger RNA, 8174 nt
Organism: Varanus komodoensis (Komodo dragon)
Lineage: Eukaryota; Metazoa; Chordata; Lepidosauria; Squamata; Varanidae
Gene: ARHGEF40
Product: Rho guanine nucleotide exchange factor 40
Exons: 19
Coding region: 1-4950 (1649 amino acids)
Molecular function (GO): guanyl-nucleotide exchange factor activity
Source: RefSeq, a predicted model, not a curated record